This is a messenger RNA of Pseudophryne corroboree (corroboree frog), 640 nucleotides long. Its product is annotated as gastrokine-1-like. NCBI's taxonomy places the organism in Eukaryota, Metazoa, Chordata, Amphibia, Anura, Myobatrachidae. Bases 51 to 548 code for a protein of 165 amino acids. The transcript has 6 exons. The record is from RefSeq and is a predicted model, not a curated record. Gene Ontology annotation, biological process: regulation of cell population proliferation.
CUGUACCUUCUGCUUCACUCUCAGCUUCCUUCCCUGGAGAAACAGAGAAAAUGAAAACCUUGGUGAUCAUCGCUGCUCUCUUAGGGACGCUACUUGCUGACGAUAAUAUAGAUAUUGGCAAUGAGGGAAAUGAUGGUGACAAUGUGCAUCAGACUGUGAACAUCAACAAUCAGGAACAUGUGGCCAACAUAAACAGCCUCAAUGGCUGGAACUCCUGGAACUCCAUCUGUGACUAUGGAAGAGGUGUUUUUGCAACACAACUGUUCGGAAAGAAGAAAUGUGUAGUGACAAAGUUAGACAAAACUGUCUUCCCCAGCCUGGAGGUCCUGUCCAAACAGAAACUGCUCCCCCGUGCACAACCUCUGUUCAAGUAUACCAUCAGUAAUCAGGUUCCCAUUGCAAACAUCGGCAUAUACGGAGUACACGUAGAGGCCCUGUGCCGGGGAAUACCUUCCUACUCUGGUGAUGUCAUCCAAGUGAAUGAGUAUUAUGCAGGUUGUGAUCCCAACAGCAUCAUCACUAUUGGUGGCAUCAGCUUCUGCUUUUAAACCAAUCCUGAGAAUCCUGCAUUUGAUACCAAGUUCUCCGCAUCACAAAUCUAAAUUGUUCAGAAUAUGAUUCUUGCCAUUUUUUCAUGCAA